Porites lobata is the source of this 2303-nucleotide messenger RNA. The record is from the annotation of a GenBank genome assembly. NCBI's taxonomy places the organism in Eukaryota, Metazoa, Cnidaria, Anthozoa, Scleractinia, Poritidae.
AUGUUGUUCCAUUCAUCAAGAGUUCGCUACCUUCUCACUGGAUUUUAUGGUUCAUCUCUUGUUACGGCCCGCGUGAAGCUACAGUCGAGAAUUGCUCAACCUUACCGACUUCGCUUCGCUAUCUACAAAUGGUCUAAGCACGGCCAAACAUGCCUAAGCAUUCCCGAUUGUGACCAUGCAUUUGACUUGACGAUUUUUAUGGACAUCCAUCGUAAUCCUGGCCCGAAUUAUACUGCUUCUAAUCUUCAAGAAUUUGAAUUUCGUGUGAACAACCGAAACGAAGCUAAUUUGCAUGCGACUACAAGAUCCGUAGUUACUAAAACCCGGAACGACCCACAACGAUCCACAACGAUCCACAACGAUCCACAACGACCCACAACGAUCCCACAACGACCCACAACGAUCCACAACGAUCUUCAAACGACCGAGGACGAUCUCAAAACGACCCACAACGAUCCCACAACGAAAGAAACCACUCAAGAAAAAAAUAUCAAAAACUUAACUUUUGAAUUUUUUCCAAAAAUUGAAAAGCAUACUGAAUAGCAAACAUAAUGACUCACAACUACCCAGAAUACCUUUGAUAGUCCGGUAACACAUUCAUAGGGUAAAAUUCUAGAUCUCAAAUCGUCUUCCGAACAGAUAUUUUCCCGAAAAUUGCCGUUGGGUGCCCCUGCAUCAAGACGGCAGAGAUCUCAAGUAUAUAUCUACCACGAGUUCCAUUGUACGUAAUUGCUUCCUUUACAAGCAGAGACCUCAUGUAUAUUUGAAUGGUACGUUGACGUUAUUUAAAAUAGUGCUGGGCCGAUGGGUCAAAGGAGCAAAACCACGGCAAAGGCUGGAUUUUCAGUAUUUAUUAAAACAACGCGGUAGAACGUAGUAAUGUGGUAAUCUGAAGCUAAAAAUUGCGAAAUGAUACAAAAUUAGAGGGGAAUCCUUAGCUAGCGAAAAGACAGUCAAAUAAACGAAAACAAAUUGCAGAAAACUUACAUUUGUCCAGCCUCGUAAAAACACAGAGUUAAGAAACUCGCCAACUUAAAAACAUCUUCAUAAAAUCCUUGUUGAAAAACCUAGUACAUUCCGUGCCACACUUUAAGGAAAACGUAUUAUAUAACAAAAUCACAUGGGCGUAAAUUGCUCUCAAUCAGUUCCAGUUUAUGUAACGCAACGUUGUGGAUCGUUGUUGUAUCGUUGUGGGUCGUUGUGGAUCGUUGUGGGAUCGUUGUGGGUCGUUGUGGAUCGUUGUGGAUCGUUGUGGGUCGUUGUGGGUCGUUCCGUGUUUUAGUAACUACGCUACAAGAUCGCUGAUCUGUUAUUCCUCUGAACAGUUGCUGAAUAUUCGUCGAGUGUGGUCUACUUAUCCUACUGUUAUUUCCAGAAAUCACCUUCUGUUCGGGUACAGUCGACAAUAUGCUGACAGUAAUUUGAUUUCUCAUUUAGGAAACGAUGGUCGUCGACAGAUUGAAACGGUUGUUUCGAAUAGAUCUGCGCAGCCGAUGCAGGUUAAUUAUUCAAAAUCUGACACUGCACACAGAAGCCGAAAUUUGAAUAAUCUGAUAUCAAUUAACCGUUUACCGUUUCAACCUUCCAAACCAUCCACCAAGCUACUUCAAUUCUGUGUGUUAAAUGCCAGAUCUAUUAACAACAAAACAUUGCAUAUCAAAGACUAUGUCGUGGAUAACAAAAUUGACAUUUUAGCAAUCACAGAGACCUGGCUCAAGUCUGAUGAAGACUGCUAUUUCACCAUACGUGAUAUUUGUCCACAAGACUAUGUUUUCAACCACAUUCCAAGAACAACGGGAACUGGUGGUGGUGUUGGACUUCUUUUCAAGAAAAAUCUGAAAAUAAAGAAGCUCCAAACUCGAACAUUUCGGUCAUUCGAGUUAAUGGAAGUGUUGCUUCAUACGAGCUCACUAACUACGCGUAUAGUGGUUGUUUAUCGUCCUCCACCAUCCUCCAUUAAUGGUCUAACUUCUUCCCUAUUUUUUACGGAAUUUUCUUCAUUUCUGGAACCGAUGGUCUCUUCUCCAGGGAAAUUGCUAAUCGUUGGAGACUUCAAUUUCGCUGUUAAUAAUGUCAACGAUGGCGAUGCUCUUAAUUUCCUUGAUCUCCUCAACACAUUUAAUUUAACCCAGCACAUCAAAGUUCCAACUCAUAAGGAUAACAAUACUCUUGAUCUCAUUAUUACUCGGGAGGAUGAAUUGACUGCCACGAAUUUCUCUGUCCACGACCCUGUUAUUUCCGAUCACCUAGCCCUACAUUGCAACUUGCAUGUAGAUAAACCGCCAAACAUAAAAAACGAAUAA